Messenger RNA from Ochotona curzoniae (black-lipped pika), 521 nucleotides. RefSeq names its product LY6/PLAUR domain containing 2 (gene LYPD2). Gene Ontology annotation, molecular function: acetylcholine receptor inhibitor activity. The transcript has 3 exons. Lineage: Eukaryota; Metazoa; Chordata; Mammalia; Lagomorpha; Ochotonidae. The coding region runs from base 44 to 433 and encodes 129 amino acids. The record is from RefSeq and is a predicted model, not a curated record.
GUGGACAGCCUGCGGGCAAGGCAACAGGGGCAGCGGCGGGACCAUGCCGGGGAUGCAGCUGACCCUCUGGGUGCUGGUGCUGGCCACUUGCGGGGAGCUCGGGGCAGCCUUGAAAUGCUACACCUGCUCUAAACCCACGGACGUGUCCCACUGCAUCACCAUCAGCACCUGUCAUGCCAAUGAAACCAUGUGUAAGACUACGCUGUACUCCCGGGAGAUCGUGUACCCCUUCCUGGGGGACUCCACGGUGACCAAGUCCUGUGCCAGCACGUGUGAGCCCUCUGACGUGGAUGGCAUCGGCCAAACCCGACCCGUGUCCUGCUGCAACACGGAGCUGUGCAACGUGGACGCGGCGGUGGCCUUGGGAGGCCCCCACACCCUGGCUUGGGCCCUGGUGCUUGUUCCCAUCCCCCUCCUCGGCCCCCAUCCCUAGAAGCCCUACUGACCCCGGUGCCACCCUCGCCAGGCCUCUGUGCAGUCCAACAUCAUGGGCUUCAAACAAGUGUGCCUACCCGCCUGCA